AGCCUUCGGGCACUUCGCAUCCAAGUCGAAGUCAUUGUCGAAGAAAGGAUCAGUUCAUUUGCUAGGUGCCACUCUACUAUGAGCUUCACUGGUCCUUCCGUUUCCCGUGGUGGUAGAACUGUCAGGAGGGCACUUGAGUUCGGAAGAACCUAUGUGGUCAGGCCGAAAGGCAGGCACCAAGCUACUAUAGUUUGGCUACAUGGCCUCGGUGAUAAUGGUUCAAGUUGGUCCCAGCUCCUGGAGACUCUCCCUCUUCCAAAUAUUAAAUGGAUAUGCCCAACUGCCCCGACUCAGCCAAUAAGUAUAUUUGGUGGCUUUCCAUCAACUGCUUGGUUCGAUGUGGGUGAACUUUCAGAAGAUGCCCCUGAUGAUAUAGAGGGUUUGGAUGCUGCUGCAGCACACGUUACAAAUUUGCUGUCAGCAGAGCCUGCUGACAUUAAACUUGGUGUUGGAGGCUUCAGUAUGGGUGCAGCUACCUCGCUAUACUCUGCAACCUGUUUUACACAUGGAAAAUAUGGAAACGGAAACACGUAUCCUGCCAAUUUGAGUGUGGUUGUCGGGCUUAGCGGAUGGCUUCCAUGUUCAAAGACUUUGCAAAGCAAAAUAGGACACGAUGCUGCUGCAAGGCGUGCUGCGUCUUUGCCUAUUUUGCUAUGCCAUGGCAAAGGUGAUGAUGUGGUUCCAUAUAGAUUUGGUGAGAAAUCCUCUCGAGCACUGAGUUCAAACGGAUUCAAGGACACGACUUUCAAAUCCUACAAUGGGCUUGGCCACUAUACGAUCCCGGAGGAGAUGGAAGAAGUCUGUGCUUGGUUAACUUCAAAACUGGGGCUCGAAGGUCGAUCCACGUAAGACGUGAAAACUGUUUUGCAUCACUUGAAGCAAAAUCGUUCUGGUUAUGGGUGUCAUACAUGGUAUAGAUGAUAAUUUUGCAUACCCUGUUGUUUCUCGUGUAGUUGAUAUUUCUUAAUUGGUUCUGGUACCUUUGCUUGAACUCUGUGACAGAACACGAUAACAUGUACCGACUGUAAAUUUUAUGUUUCGCCAGUAUAUUUCGAUAUUUUCGCAUUCGAAUACA
Molecule: messenger RNA, 1075 nt
Organism: Hibiscus syriacus
Lineage: Eukaryota; Viridiplantae; Streptophyta; Magnoliopsida; Malvales; Malvaceae
Product: acyl-protein thioesterase 2-like
Exons: 10
Coding region: 79-849 (256 amino acids)
Molecular function (GO): hydrolase activity
Source: RefSeq, a predicted model, not a curated record